AUGUCGUCUCACGUACACCUGCACUUGCACUUCCACGUAAACUGCGUUUGCAGUGUGCCCGUUGGUGGUAGUGAGGGGGAUGAGAUGGAUGUUGACGCUGUAAGUAACUGAUUUCCUUGAUUUAUCCAGGUUCGAUAUGUCAAAUGAGACCUCGCGGCAAGGAAUUCAUUCAAGCUUACGUUCUAACCAUUAUCAAUAGCCUGCCGCCGCUACUACAACAACAACAACAAUAAGAACAACAACAACUAAAACCACAACUACAACCGCCACUCCCACUGCUCCCUCUGAAGAGUCUGCUCCCUCUGCUCCCACUGCUCUCUCUGAAGAGCGGGACUCCGAAGAGCGGGAUUUUAAAUCCUCCACCACUCCCUCUGCUAUCAUUGCUCUCUCUGAAGAACGGGACUCUGAAGAACGGGAUUUUAAAUCCUCCACCACUCCCUCUGAAGAGCAGGACUCUGAAGAGCGGGAUUUCAUCCUCUCCACUGCUCCCACUGCUCCCACUGCUGCCUCAGAAGAAUCUGGAGACUCUGGAGAGCGGGACUUUAUCCCCCUUGCGCGCCCUCUUCCCCCUAUGGCUUUUCGGUUUCCGGACGUUCCGUACGUCCACCAGGCCCCUGUGGCUGGUGCGUACUGGUGGCGGAAGGAUGAUUCUUUUUUCGAUCCGUAA
Molecule: messenger RNA, 667 nt
Organism: Hymenoscyphus albidus
Lineage: Eukaryota; Fungi; Ascomycota; Leotiomycetes; Helotiales; Helotiaceae
Source: the annotation of a GenBank genome assembly